AUGUUCUUGCAAGCUUUCAAAACCGCUGUUCCAAGAAGUGUGCGCACUUUCGCUUCGACCCGUGUCAGAUCCAACGUCAUCCAGGACUUGUACCUGAGAGAAAUCAAGAGCGUCAAGCUCCAGCCUGUAAGCGCCAAGGACGCGGAGGGCAGCGUCAAGGCGUGGACCGCGCCCCAGGCCCCAAAGCUGCCUGAGCUGGAGGCCCAGGGCCCAGAAGCUCUCAAGGCCUACGCGCAGGAAGAUGUGCACGUGACCAAGACCGAGGCCGAGUCCGCCGCUGAGUCGGAGGAGCAGGACUGGCUGGUGAUUGAGGACAUCGAGGAGGAGAACCACCACCACUGA
Messenger RNA from Lachancea thermotolerans CBS 6340, 342 nucleotides. It is a transcript of the gene ATP14, whose product is annotated as F1F0 ATP synthase subunit h. Lineage: Eukaryota; Fungi; Ascomycota; Saccharomycetes; Saccharomycetales; Saccharomycetaceae. Gene Ontology annotation, biological process: proton motive force-driven ATP synthesis. The record is from RefSeq and is a predicted model, not a curated record. Bases 1 to 342 code for a protein of 113 amino acids. The transcript has a single exon.